Molecule: messenger RNA, 786 nt
Organism: Phytophthora infestans T30-4
Lineage: Eukaryota; Oomycota; Peronosporomycetes; Peronosporales; Peronosporaceae
Exons: 3
Coding region: 1-786 (261 amino acids)
Source: RefSeq, a predicted model, not a curated record
AUGUACCGGGAUAGUUCGCUAGCACCAGCCCGGAAGCGAGAGCGCCGGAUGGAGGCGGCGUGGUCACUGUUGCGCUCAGCGCCGUCACAGUCGAAUCAAAGCCGCGGAUCUGCGUCCGAGACGGCAACUUGGACGGCACCCAGUGCCGCGCGUGUACGCUCGCGCCCUAGCAACCUACAGUCUACAUUGAGAGCUAGCCCCUCGUUUCCACUCAGUCGAAGGGACGCGUCGACACCGCUGCGGACGCCAGAAGCGAGAGUUGCUAGGCCGGUGGUGCAGUCGUGGACGGAUCAGGCCACACAGACGGAGGACAGUGCAACAUAUACCGACACGAAUAGUACACGGGGACCGCAUCUUCAAACAGGGAUCCACCUUGGAGAUUUUGGGGAAGUGGAGACGAUGACGGCCGCGACAGUCGAUUUUCUCAUUCGCGUGUUGGAAGACAGGAAGCAGGAACUGUUGGUGAGUCGAGGGGACUCGGAACUUCGAGUAACGGCAAUUUAUACGGCCUCAGAGAACGUGGAGGAACCAUUGGAAAAGGUUGAAAAACAGUGCACGUCCGGGAGAUUAUUACAUUUGAAGCUGAUGAUUGUGGUUUGGCAGGGACUAAACUCUCCUACCUCGAAGAUCGCGCGAAUUCAACUUGACUCAGAGAGUAGUGGUGUCACGGAGCUAGUUCGGUCUGCCUCGUACGAGAGGCUUCUGCAGCUGGAGGGCGACUUAGAGGCUCGCCACAACAAAAUUAUGAGCGACGGGUUGCUGGAGACAAUAGAUGACAACAGCUAA